UGUUUGGUAUUGGAGCGCGUUGGCGGCGGCCAUGACAGGCGCAGUUAUAAAUUCGCGCGUUUAAUUGACUUAUUAUGUUCCAACUGGCUACCAGGAUUAUUGUGCGGAAGUUUUUGGUCCUUAUUAAGUUAAUUGGUCGCCGUAAGAGCCCGUUCCUGUUUCUGCCGCUCCUGGUGUCAUUACUGGUGCUGUGGCCCACAAUAUGGUGGUUUGCGGAGCAGACCAGUCAGACCCUGAUGGUGCCACCUCCUCUAGAACACGCCCUCGACCACUACAGGAGAAACCGGAGCUUGCAUCAUUAUUUAUCCAAUAUCCAAACCCUGAUAGAGCCAUCAUGGACGCCCUGCGAGAGCCUGGACGAGGUGCCAGUCGUGGUGCUGGUCACCAGUUCUCCCCACAACCUUGCGAAUCGCCAGGCCGUGCGGGAUACCUGGGCCAAGCAUCAGCCUACGUACUUCGUGAUGGGACUCAUCGGGAACGAUGUGGAUGAUCAGCUGGUAGACUCAUACAUAGAAGCAAAACAGUUCGGAGACUUGAUCGUCUUCGAUUUCCACGACCAUUACCAAAACCUGACGCUGAAGACUGCUCUGAUGAUGAAGUGGACCCUCCGCCGCUGUCCUCAGGCGCAGUUCAUGUUCAAGACUGAUGACGACGUGCUCGUCAAUCCGUGGAUGUUGAAAAAGGUGAUUAAGGAGAAUGGUGAUGCGAGUUUACUUGGCUACAGUAUAAACGGCACUCAGUUGAACAGGAGCGAGUACAGCAAGUGGUUCAUCCCGCGCUGGCUGCUCAGUGAUGACCGCGUCUCCAAAUAUCUCAGCGGCACUGGAUACCUCAUUAGUGGAGACUACAUAGAAGCAAUCCUAAAAAAAGCCUACAACAUACCAAUAGUGAAUCUAGAAGACGUCUACUUCACAUACCUAGUAGCCCACAAGCAGUUGGGGCUGGUCCUCACUCACGACAGGAGACUGUCUCCCUACAAACCCUGGCUGAAGACCAGCUGCCUCUACUGGGAGUUCGCGUCUAUCCACAGUUUGAGCCCGGACGAGAUGGUCUCAUCGUGGAGUAGACUGAAAAGACUAGUAGACCGGGGUAAUGGAACUAAUGAGUGUUGGUUCUUUGAGUCGUAUUUGGGAGAUUAUAGUGAUGUGGUGUUGUAUUGAAGAUGGUCUUUUGAAAAAUUUUGAUAGUCUAUUUUGUGAGUGGUUUUGAAUUUGUCUUGAUGGCAUAGAGGCUAAUGGUCUUGCAUCAAAGUUGUGGUAUAUGCAAUGAAUGUGGGUUAAAAAGGCUGAAUUAUUAAUGUUUGAUUGAAGAAGUGCCUUAGAGUAAUAAAAUUAAUGGGGUUUUACA
This is a messenger RNA of Helicoverpa zea (corn earworm), 1347 nucleotides long. Its product is annotated as beta-1,3-galactosyltransferase 5-like. Bases 75 to 1160 code for a protein of 361 amino acids. Lineage: Eukaryota; Metazoa; Arthropoda; Insecta; Lepidoptera; Noctuidae. Gene Ontology annotation, molecular function: hexosyltransferase activity. The transcript is spliced from 6 exons. The record is from RefSeq and is a predicted model, not a curated record. Gene Ontology annotation, cellular component: membrane.